GCUGGUUUGAGGAUAGGAUAUGUUGUCAAAAUUGAGGUCGAAGAUAGGUUAUAGGAGUGGAAAAAAAUGUCUAGCUUUUUCAGUUUAGGAGGGGGAGGAGGUGGUGGUGGAGGAAAUAAAGAUCAACAAGACCAGGACCUCCUAGGCGGUGGAGCGGGUGGCGCCAGCGCCGGCGCCGGCGGAGGCAGCAACAACAAUAGUAGCUUGUAUCUUUUCAAGAACGAGGAGAUCUACAGCAAGGGUUUCGAGCUAUGGCAACAGUACUACCAUAUGCAUCAGCAAAGGGACCACCCCCACCCCCAUCUCGUCGACUUCUCCGUCGGCGGCGGCCAUGCCAACAACACCCACAACCCUAAUGCCGCCGCCGCUGCCGCAGCGGCAGGUGGGAGCAGCAGCAGCAGUGGCAAUUUAGUCGGGGAUGAUCACCACCAGAACGUCGUCCAAUCCGCCGGCGGAGGCUACACGUACCGAGUUAUGAGGCAGACCGGGACAAGCAGCGGCGGAAGCGGUGGCGGAGGCGGAGGCGGCGGAGUGAACUGCCAAGAUUGCGGAAAUCAAGCCAAGAAAGAUUGCGCGCACAUGAGGUGUAGAACUUGCUGUAAGAGCAGAGGGUUUCAGUGCCAGACUCACUUGAAGAGCACGUGGGUCCCGGCCGCCAAACGCCGCGAGCGGCAGCAACUCCUCCAGCACCACCAGCAGCUCAGCCUCAGGGGCGGCGGAGGUGGUGAGAGCGCCAAACGCCCAAGAGAGAGCUCCUCCUCUCUCAUAUGUACUCGCAUACCCACCAACGCUUCCACAGGGUUAGAAGUGGGGACUCAUUAUCCGGCGGAGUUAAAUUCUCCGGCAGUGUUCCGGUGUGUAAAAGUGAGUGCGAUGGACGACGACGAGGACCAGUACGCGUAUCAAACAGCGGUGAGCAUCGGUGGUCACAUUUUCAAGGGAAUUCUCUACGACCAAGGUCCCGAGAACCGGUACAAUUCCGUUGGCGGUGGCGGUGGUGGGGAGAGCUCAUCUGCCGCCGCCGCGGGUGGCGGAGCAUCUCAUCAUCAGCAACCACUCAAUCUCAUCUCCGGCGCCGUCACCACCUCCCACUCGCAAAAUCCGGUCACAUUGCUUGACCCUUCUUUGUACCCCUCCCCUCUCACCGCUAUGAUGGCCGGUACGCAAUUCUUUCCACCACCACCACCAAGACCUUAGCGUAUAUAUAUGCUAAGAAGUUGGAAAAAGUUUGGGUAAUUUUUCCUUUGGAGGUGGAGCUAAUCACGUUAAAUGUAACAUAACUAAUGACCUUUGUUUUCCUUAGUUUUGACAUCAGAUUAAGAUUCGAACUAAGAAAAGGAAAGUGAUCGAAAGAGGCAAAGGAAACCAUUUGUAUGAAUUAAUUGGGCUUGAGAGAAUUAAAAUGGUGGAUGGAAGGAUUAGAUGCUUCGGAUAUGAUCUCAAUUCUAUUGGGAAUGAAUUCAAGUACGAUUAAUUUUGCAGUGAUUUAUUAAUUAUUAAUUUAUUACGGUUCCUCGUG
Molecule: messenger RNA, 1519 nt
Organism: Cuscuta europaea
Lineage: Eukaryota; Viridiplantae; Streptophyta; Magnoliopsida; Solanales; Convolvulaceae
Source: the annotation of a GenBank genome assembly